This is a messenger RNA of Spinacia oleracea (spinach), 794 nucleotides long. RefSeq lists its product as uncharacterized. The record is from RefSeq and is a predicted model, not a curated record. NCBI's taxonomy places the organism in Eukaryota, Viridiplantae, Streptophyta, Magnoliopsida, Caryophyllales, Amaranthaceae. The coding region runs from base 311 to 613 and encodes 100 amino acids. The transcript is spliced from 4 exons.
UCUUCAAGCUUACUCAAAGUUAAGAGGUCGGUUUCUUUUCUCAUUGGGUUUGCAAAAAAAUCAUUUCAUCUCUUGCAACAUUUUAAACCCGGGUUUCUCCGACGCUAUACCAUCCACGCUGUUUCGCCCACCACAACCCACGCCAAACUCCACCACUGCUGCCCUCUACUUCCGUCGCCUGAGUUUUUCGCCGACGUCCCUCCUCUCUCUCGCUACUGGUUCCGCUGCUCUCUUCUCUCAUCCAGAAAACUCUAAAAGACCAAAUAUUUCCGUAAAAUUCUUGAAAUUAUCUGAUAAAUUCCUAUCAUUAAUGUCAACUCGUUGCCGUCCCUUUCUCCGAGUCACCAUUCUCAGCAAUAGUGGGAGCGAAAGGACUAAACUCAACUAUUUAUUUAUUUGUCUAUAUGACAACUGCCAAGUGCAAAUAUUCACCAGUUAUACUGUAGGAAUUGGGUAUAUUGCUUGCUGCCUUGCUGCAGAUGAGGGUCUUGCUCAACUAAGUGGUAUGCGGUCGUGGCUUAGGGGGUCUUGGUCCAAACAAUUUCUCUUGAUCCCUGCCUUUAGAGAUUGGAAACCAUACAAGAUUGGAACAAUUACACGGUUGACCUGCUGAUAAAUCUAGAGAAAUCUCUAAGACAUGUUUUUUUUGUGGUUUUUAUUAGUUUUGUGCUUGCGUGUUGUUGCAAGCCUAUGGUAUUUUUUUGGUUAGAGAUUGAAUAAUAGUUGAUAAAUCUUCGAUUCCUAUGAAAUUUGGUGGUUUACUUUUGCUAUUUUUAUCAUGGUUAUUUCUUAUA